UAGUCACUUAUGGAAUCAGAGAGAGCUUACACUUGAAAUCAUGCUGGAAAAGGAUGCAAAAGAAAACCUCCCAUUCCUUCGAUAGAUCAAACCUUAACAAAAGGGCUUUGUUCAGAUAGAUCUCAAAAAUUAAUAGCUUCUUCUAAGAAUAUUAUUUAUAGUGGAAAGAUAGAUAAAACACCUUUAAACUCAACGAGAAGUUAUCACAAAUAAGUCAAAGUCUGAAGCAAACUUUCAGGGAGUACUAAACUCCCUUCGAAAUGAGACUCCACUAAUAAAGCAAGGAGUUCUCACUAAAAGAAAGGAAGAUACUCUAAAAAAAAGGUAAAUUAGUUAACGAAAAAUCACCCACAACGAGUAAAAUUAUUAAAGAAAUCUCUGAAAAAUAUGAAACUAGGCUCUCCAUGAUGGAAAUGGAGAAUAAGCUUUUGAAAGAAAAACUUGAGCAGCAAAUGGAAAUAAACAAAGAUAUUAGGAAUUUAUUGCAGGUUCAGACACAAAGAAUUGACUCUUUGAUACCUCAUAUGAAAGAAAAGCCAGUUGAUAUCCAAAAUGAUGGCUAUGAGUAUAAAUACGAACCAAAAUCUAAACAUCUGAAUGAGGAUAUGAGAUCAAAGAUUGGAGGAGUAAAACUAUUUAAGAAAAGAAGCCGAAAUAUGAGUUCUUCAUUUGAGGAGCGAACUUGAAUAAACAAAGACUCUUUACAAAAUUAUACUCAUAAAGACUUUAAAAGACAUGGCGAUCGAAUUUUAUUAACUACUCAACACGUGGAGACUCUUAAAUCAGAAUAUACUCCUCGAAUAAAUAAUUUUGAGAAAUUAGCAAAAUUUAAUAAUGCUUCAAGUAAAGCCAGACAAGAUCUAAGCAUCUUAGAACUAGUACCUGAUCUACAAGGAUCUCAGAUUGAUAGAAUCUCAGAAACAGUUCUGACUGAUAAUGAAAGAGACUUUACUGAAGUUAUUUAUACACAAGAAACUACUAAUACGCCUUCACGAAUUCAGAAGGAUGUAGAUACUUUGCAGAUUCCUGGAAAUGCAAAGAAGGGCAAAAGUCUUUUAGUUCCCUCUGCAAGCAAUAAAGAUUAUGACAUAUUUUUUGUUCCAAAAUCGAGUCCUACUAACAAGCUAGAAGUCAAAGAAGAACUUAAGAAAUAUGGAGGGAGUUUUAAUGAAAAUAUAUUGGAUUGAUCCAGAAAUUCACAAAAUAUUAGAAGCAAUAGAAGCUACAGUAAUCUUCCAGAAGACCAUAAGCCUCAGAAAGACAAAGAUGUAUUAUUUUCAGUAUGGAUGGAUGAUAGCAAAGCUUCUUCAUGAAUGCUUUGAGGCUCAGACUUUUGGCUUCUCUCAAGAAAACACCAUUGAAGAGUCUGUGGUAAAAUUUUCUGUGGAAGCUGAAGUAAAUAUCUAAUAAUAAUCAACGGUAAGAAAUGUAGAGCAUGUAAAUUUUGUAAGGAGAACUAUGAACAUGAGCACCAAUAAUAAUAAAACUCCGCUUAAUUUUUCAAUUUUCACCUAAA
Molecule: messenger RNA, 1516 nt
Organism: Moneuplotes crassus
Lineage: Eukaryota; Ciliophora; Spirotrichea; Euplotida; Euplotidae
Source: the annotation of a GenBank genome assembly